Molecule: messenger RNA, 225 nt
Organism: Fulvia fulva
Lineage: Eukaryota; Fungi; Ascomycota; Dothideomycetes; Mycosphaerellales; Mycosphaerellaceae
Exons: 2
Coding region: 1-225 (74 amino acids)
Source: RefSeq, a predicted model, not a curated record
AUGAAGCUCAUUAUAACGAUCUUCUCUUUGGCCGCUUUUACCAGCCUAGUAACGGCCAACUGCAAAAUAUGUGCAGGCAAUACGGCUGGAUGCGUCGGCGAUGGCAACAUCUGCUCUAACGAGUACAAGUCGAUCAAGGGCGGAUUCCUAUUUUACAAGAUUUGCUGUGAAGAUACCGGUUUUCCGAGUGUUAGCUGUAAUCAUAAGGGAGAAUGUAAUGAUUAA